This is a messenger RNA of Orycteropus afer afer, 960 nucleotides long. Lineage: Eukaryota; Metazoa; Chordata; Mammalia; Tubulidentata; Orycteropodidae. The record is from RefSeq and is a predicted model, not a curated record.
AUGUCGCAUAGUGGAGCCGGCACUGAGCGGCGCCGGCAGGCGUCAGAGGCGGACGCCGCGGAAACAACCUUCCGGGCGAGCGAGCAUCAGCAUAUUCGCUACAACCCGCUGCAAGAUGAGUGGGUGCUGGUGUCAGCUCACCGCAUGAAGCGGCCCUGGCAGGGACAAGUGGAACCCCCACUUCUGGAGACAGUGCCCCGCCAUGACCCCGACAACCCUCUAUGUCCUGGGGCUACACGAGCCAACGGGGAGGUGAAUCCCCACUAUGAGGGCACCUUCCUGUUUGACAAUGACUUCCCAGCUCUGCAGCCUGAUGCCCCCAAUCCAGGACUCAGUGAUCACCCCCUUUUCCGAGCAAAGGCUGCCCGAGGAGUUUGUAAAGUCAUGUGCUUCCACCCCUGGUCGGACGUGACGCUGCCACUCAUGUCAGUCCCUGAGAUCCGUGCUGUCAUCGAUGCAUGGGCCUCUGUCACAGAGGAGCUGGGGGCCCAGUACCCUUGGGUGCAGGAACGUCUGGUCCUAACCAGUGAGCACUGGUUAGUGCUGGUUCCCUUCUGGGCAGUGUGGCCCUUCCAGACACUGCUGUUGCCCCGUCGGCAUGUGUGUUGGCUGCCUGAGCUGACCCCCUCUGAGCGUGAUGAUCUGGCCUCUGUCAUGAAGAAGCUCUUGACCAAGUACGACAACCUAUUUGAAACUUCCUUUCCCUACUCCAUGGGCUGGCAUGGGGCCCCCACAGGAUCAGAGGCCAAGGCUGACUGGGAUCACUGGCAGCUGCAUGCUCAUUACUACCCCCCACUCCUGCGCUCUGCCACUGUCCGGAAAUUCAUGGUUGGCUACGAAAUGCUGGCCCAGGCUCAGAGGGACCUAACCCCUGAACAGGCUGCAGAGAGACUAAGGAUGCUUCCUGAGGUUCAUUACCGUCUAGGGCAGAAGGACAGGGAGACAGCAGCCAUUGCCUGA